AUGCCAGCUCUAACACCGUCUUCCCCGCCAUCCACUUUCUCCUCGUCUCCACCAGCAACGCCGGCGAUAUCCAGACCCUCAAAACGGCCCUUUUCCGAGGUCACAUCGCCUUCAUCAGAGGAUAGACCCUCACCUCUGUUCCCACUUGCCAAGCGGUCCAAACUAUCUGCUAAAUUGUCAAGUACCGUGAAGGCCAAGUCCUCUUCCAACACGAAGAACGGCGCUCCAAAACCAAGUCAGCAAAAGCUCACACAGCUACACUUCAACAUCGACCAAAGCAUUCUCAGAACAUGCCCCAUAUGCGAUCUUUCCUACACGAAAGGCGCGUCUGGAGACGAAGCGUUGCAUCGCACUCACUGCGCCAAGGUGCAACAAGGGAUGGAAUGGGGACGAGAAGAGGAAAAGGAUAGGAUUCGGAAUGGGGAGAACGUCGUUACAGAUGUGGUGACGGACGUGAAACUCAGAGGGAGAAAGAAGAAGGGACGCGUAAUUUGCUUCUCAGCGGAUAUCGAUGGUAAGAUCGGCGCUAAACUUUCGAUCAUCCUUCAAACCGUCAACACCGCUCUCUCUUCCUCGGAGCUCUCACCUGCUGCACUACAGUGCUCCAAAGGCUACUUGUUUCUGAUUCCACACGACACAAUGCCCAACCGCGAGCGAAUCGCCGGCUGCGUGAUCGCCCAACGCAUCACAACGGCUAUGGCAGUCGUACCUCCCUCAGUGCAAGGAUGCCUUUUCACCUCGACCGAUUUAUCCAACGAUCUAUCACUUCCAUCUACUACACCUACAUCAAGUGCGACCCCAAGACCUGUUGCGGUAGGCUCUGAUUCCAAUAUCUUCUGCGACCCUACACCUCUUCCUACUCCAAUGGGCAUCUCAAGAAUGUUCGUCUACUCAGCGUAUCGCCGUCUCGGGAUCGCACAGGCGUUACUGGAUACGGCUGCGGCGACUUUCAUUCAUGGCUGUCCACUCGACCCUCUGAAAGGCCAGGUCGCCUUCUCCCAGCCGACAGGGACUGGACAAGCAGUCAUGGAGAAGUGGGGGAAAGGCGCCGUCAGAGUGUUCGAGGACGAUGAUUAA
Molecule: messenger RNA, 1077 nt
Organism: Cyclocybe aegerita
Lineage: Eukaryota; Fungi; Basidiomycota; Agaricomycetes; Agaricales; Hemipholiotaceae
Source: the annotation of a GenBank genome assembly